CCACCCAGCACCAACUACAUCAACUGGAAGACCUUCAAAGCCAACGGCGUCAACCUCGGUGGCUGGCUUGUCCAAGAAUCAACCAUCGAUACCGCAUUCUUGAAUCAGUAUUCCGGCGGUGCUCCCGAUGAAUGGGGUCUUUGCGUCAACCUGGGAUCUCAAUGCGGUCCCGUGCUGGAAAAGAGAUAUGCCUCUUGGAUCACAACCUCCGACAUCGACAAACUCGCCGCAGCAAACAUAACCCUUCUUCGCAUCCCCACCACCUACGCCGCUUGGGUCAAAGUUCCUGGCAGUCAGCUGUACUCUGGUAACCAGCUCUCCUUCCUCAAAACUAUAUCGAGCUAUGCCAUCAACAAAUACAACAUGCACAUCAUCAUCGACAUCCACUCUCUUCCCGGCGGAGUAAACGGCAUGGCAUUUGGAGAAAAAGAAGGAAAUUACGGCUGGUUCAACAACGCGACCGCCUUGACUUAUUCCUAUCGAGCCGUGGAUGCUGCCAUCAACUUCAUCCAAACCUCAAACUUUCCAUCGCAUUUCACCCUCGAACCCAUUAAUGAACCUGUGGACAACAGGAAUAUCCAAUUCUUCGGCACACCUCUCGCUCUUUCUGAUAAUGGUGCAGCGUGGGUGACUUCUUACAUCAAAGGUGUCAUCUCUCGUGUCGCUGCCGUCAACUCGAAAAUUCCUGUCAUGUUUCAAGAUGGCUUUAAAGGUGAAACUUACUUCUCGUCUUCGUUUCCUGCAACCGCCAAUCUGGUCUUUGAUAUACAUAAUUAUUAUUUCGCGGGUAGAGGUGCCACUUCGGCCACUGAAGCCGCAAUCAUCUGUUCGGACGCUAAAACUUCUGCUGGUGAUGGCAAAUUCCCUACUUUUGUCGGUGAAUGGAGUAUUCAAGCAGAACUCAACAACACUUUCACCCUGAGGGAAAAGAACUUACUCACGGGCUUAUACGCAUUCAACAAAUACACCUCCGGCUCUGCAUAUUGGACCGCCAAAUUCUUGGGUACGGCUAAAGUGGAUGGUCAAGGUACUCAGCAGGAUUAUUGGAAUUAUGGCACUUUCGUCGAUCUUGGGUAUACGAAG
Messenger RNA from Aureobasidium pullulans EXF-150, 1083 nucleotides. RefSeq names its product endo-beta-1,3-glucanase. The transcript is spliced from 2 exons. NCBI's taxonomy places the organism in Eukaryota, Fungi, Ascomycota, Dothideomycetes, Dothideales, Saccotheciaceae. The annotation marks the transcript as partial. Gene Ontology annotation, molecular function: glucan exo-1,3-beta-glucosidase activity. Gene Ontology annotation, cellular component: cell surface; extracellular region. The record is from RefSeq and is a predicted model, not a curated record. Gene Ontology annotation, biological process: glucan catabolic process.